Brassica napus (rape) is the source of this 3540-nucleotide messenger RNA. Its product is annotated as putative pentatricopeptide repeat-containing protein At3g49142. The record is from RefSeq and is a predicted model, not a curated record. Lineage: Eukaryota; Viridiplantae; Streptophyta; Magnoliopsida; Brassicales; Brassicaceae. Gene Ontology annotation, molecular function: RNA binding; protein binding; zinc ion binding. Gene Ontology annotation, biological process: RNA modification. The transcript has a single exon. Bases 836 to 2896 code for a protein of 686 amino acids.
UUAGAGAUGGUCUAAGAUCCAUUUAUCACGAAGAACACAUGUUACAUAUACAAACGAAGGAUUUUAUACUAUUUGAAAUGGUUACAUGUUUCUCAAUUCCUUUCAAGACAUUUAUUCCCCUCUGUCUAGACAGGAGUAAUGACUCCUAUUGGGAGAAAACUAUGGAGAGAUCUAUGGAUGAUAAAGUCAUCUCCAAAUUAAGACCCCAUUCCCAUGGAAUUCAAAUUGAUGUUUUCUCCCUUUCCUGUGUUUCAGAAACUGUUUGUCAUGUUUUAUUCACAUGUUAAACUGCAAAAGAAACAUGCAAGACUCCGAUGUACCGGCUCCUAGAUCAGGUUUCCCCUCUAACUCGGUCUUUAAAAAUCUUGUGCGGCAAGAACACAUUGAUUGAUGAGAAAGCGCCCAAAACAAUACCUUGGAUCCGCUAGCAUAAUUCCUUCUUCGUUUGAGCAAGAGGUGGGAAAACGAACUCUUAGCACUCUGAAAUGUAGUGUUGGUACAUCAUUGGUCCACCCUGAGAGGAGCAGCAGAGUUUCUUGGAUUCUUGCAAAACAUCAGGGGAAGAAUGUGAUCUUUGAGCCUUUCUUUACUAUUAUUGCAUGCAGAGCUCUCCUGUCUCCAAAUACCUUCCCAUGUUCCAUAAUCUUGUUAUGCAAGACUUAUUAAGCACGCAAUGGUUGGGCCCACGUUACAAGAAACCCCAACGGCCCUUAUUUGAUCUGGUCUAAUCCGGUUAAAUUAGCUUUAGACGGUUCAUUUAUUACCGGUUAACCCACACUUUGUCACCACCGCUUCUGUCUAGACGACUUGAUGAGGAAGCACGAUUUGAAAGCUCAUGAAACGCAUUAAUGUCGGUCUUCGUCUCCGCCACUUUCCGGAACUCAAAAAAUUUCACACCCAAAAAGUUGCUUUUUCUCCAACCAAACCGGAAUUCGAACCGAAAUCUACAUCUGUUCAUGACACCUUGCUGUGUCAGGUACUGGACACUAACCCAGAUUACAAAACCCUUAAAACAGUCCACUCCAGAAUCAUUCUUCAAAAUCGACGCUGUGACUCGGCUCUAGGCGUUAAACUCAUUAAAUCGUAUGCAGCUCUAAAAGAUGUGGUGUCAGCGCGCAAUGUGUUCGACGAAAUUCCUGAGAGAAACGUUAUCAUCCUUAACGUCAUGAUCAGAAGCUAUGUGAAUAACGGGCUUUACCGCGAAGGUAUCCAAGUGUUUGGGACGAUGUGUGGCUUUGAUGUUAGACCCGACCAUUACACUUUCCCUUGUGUUCUAAAGGCCUGUUCUUGCUCUGGGAAUAUUGUCAUUGGCAAGAAGAUCCAUGGGUCCGCUACAAGAGUCGGGCUCUCUUCUACUUUGUUUACUGGGAAUGGUUUAGUUUCUAUGUAUGGAAAGUGUGGAUUUUUAUCUGAAGCAAGGCUUGUGCUCGACGACAUGUCAAGGAGAGAUGUGGUCUCUUGGAACUCGUUAGUUGCUGGUUAUGCGCAGAACCAGAGAUUUGAUGAUGCUUUAGAGGUUUGUAGGGAGAUGGAGUCUGUGAAGAUAAGCCACGACGCUGGCACGAUGGCUAGUCUGUUACCAGCAGUUACCAAUACAACAAGGGAUAAUGUUAUGUAUGUUAGAGAUAUGUUUUUGAAGAUGGGGAAGAAGAGUUUGGUUUCAUGGAAUGUGAUGAUAGGUGUGUAUAUGAAAAACGCAAUGCCUCUUGAAGCCGUGGAGUUGUAUUCUCGAAUGAUGGAUGCUGACGGGAUCGAACCUGAUUCAGUCUCAGUCACAAGUGUGUUGCCUGCUUGUGGAGAUACAUCUGCUCUGUCUCUUGGUAAGAAAAUCCAUGGAUACGUAGAGAGGAAGAAGCUGAUACCGAAUCUGUUGGUAGAGAACGCGUUGAUUGACAUGUACGCAAAAUGUGGAUGUCUAGACAGAGCAAGAGAUGUGUUUGAGAAUAUGAAAUCUCGUGACGUUGUGUCUUGGACAGCUAUGAUCUCAGCUUAUGGAGUCAGCGGAAAAGGCCGUGACGCUGUGACAUUGUUUUCUAAAAUGCAAGACUCGGGUCUCGUCCCUGAUUCAAUUGCGUUUGUCACAGCGCUAGCUGCGUGUAGCCACGCGGGGUUGCUAGAAGAAGGUCGGAGUUAUUUCAAACUCAUGACAGACCAUUACAAGAUCACUCCUAGGUUAGAGCAUUUAGCUUGUAUGGUGGAUAUUCUUGGCCGAGCAGGGAAAGUGAAAGAAGCUUAUAGCUUUAUACAAGAGAUGUCGAUGGAACCAAACGAGAGAGUUUGGGGAGCGUUAUUAGGAGCUUGUCGGGUGCAUUCUGAUACAGACAUCGGUCUGCUAGCAGCUGAUAAGCUAUUUCAGUUAGCACCCGAGCAAUCUGGCUACUACGUGUUGCUUUCUAACAUCUACGCAAAGGCUGGAAGAUGGGAAGAGGUAACAAAGGUCAGAGACAUAAUGAAGAGCAAAGGGUUAAAGAAGAAUCCUGGAGCGAGCAACGUGGAGGUCAAUGGAGGCAUUCAUACAUUCUUAGUAGGCGACAGGUCACACCCGCAAUCCGAUGAGAUUUACAGAGAGCUGGAUGUUCUAGUGACGAAAAUGAAAGAGUUAGGGUAUGUUCCUGAUUCGGAAUCGGCGCUUCACGAUGUGGAAGAAGAAGAUAAAGAGACGCAUUUGGCUGUUCAUAGUGAGAAGUUAGCAAUUGUGUUUGCUCUGAUGAACACAGAGGAAGGAGAAGAAGAUAACAAUGCCAUAAGAAUAACGAAGAACCUUAGGAUUUGUGGAGAUUGUCAUGUUGCAGCAAAGCUUAUCUCUCAGAUAACUUCACGCGAGAUCAUCAUCCGAGACACUAAUAGGUUUCAUGUAUUCCGGUUUGGUGUUUGCUCUUGUGGUGACUAUUGGUGAAAUUAAUGUUAAAGAUAUAGUUGGUCAAAAAAAAAUGUUAAAGAUACCCUCUCCUAUUAAUUAUAGGGAAAUUGCACCCAGUGACUAAGAAAAAAAACAAAAUUAACUAAACAACCAAAAACACACACUCUCUCCCCUUUUAUCUUCCUAUCUCUCUCUACUCUCUCUCCAGAAAACUAAUUUUGUUUAUUUUUUUGGUUAUUUCACAAAUAACCCCUUCAUUAUAAGUAUCACUUAGACACUUUUCACACAUAUUAAAAAAAAUAAUUGAAAUGCAUUUAUGUUUUCAUUAAUUACAUCUAACUGACCAAUAAUAUUUGAGAUAAAUAAGUUUAUUUAUUUCAUCAAUGCAUUUUACAAUUAAUAUUCAACUGAAAGUAAGUAAAAACUGCAUUGGAAUCUAAAAUAAUAUUUUUUUAUAUAACAAGAAAAAACUAAAAUGACACUCUUUAAGAAACAGAGGAAGUAUAAAACACAGCGUGUUAAUGAAGAUGAAAGUACAUUUUUUCGGACAACUUUAUAAUGUUUUCAUAGGUAAUAACAUGCGUCUUGUCCGGAGUAAAAAUUUAUGUAGAACUAUUUAUGGUUACAAUUUAUUAUAUGACUAACAGUCGAAUAUAAUUAUUUCUCAGUCUAAUAUAUUC